Molecule: messenger RNA, 1941 nt
Organism: Heterocephalus glaber (naked mole-rat)
Lineage: Eukaryota; Metazoa; Chordata; Mammalia; Rodentia; Bathyergidae
Gene: Pex2
Product: peroxisomal biogenesis factor 2
Biological process (GO): fatty acid beta-oxidation; protein import into peroxisome matrix; very long-chain fatty acid metabolic process
Cellular component (GO): peroxisomal membrane; Cdc73/Paf1 complex
Molecular function (GO): zinc ion binding
Source: RefSeq, a predicted model, not a curated record
GAAUCCAUGUAACAUCUAUAGGUGGAAAAUAUCCCUGUCAUAUAUCUACUUUGAUGGAAAUCAGCAUCAAAUGACUGUUACUCAUUACAACUAUUACUUGUUGCUCAUUUUUGUUUCAUAUACUUGAAUGUGUUAAGGAUAAAGCCUUCUGGCAUUUAGUCAUCUAGGUUCUAUAUCAGUUAAGGAUUACUAGCAGAACGGAUUUAAUAUAAAAUACAUAUAUGCAUGUAUAUGACACAUAAAGAAUUCACAAGGUAGGCUUACAGUGGUCGCCUGCAGAGUCAAGUGGAAAAAUGCAAAAAGGCUGUCUGUGUGCUGGCAAUCCAAAGGAUUCAAUGAAAAGUUGAAGCCCUGGAGCUCACUGCAACCACAUGUGAGUCCGUAUCCGGAAGCCAAAGGGUCUGUGCUGGAAGCUGAAGAGUCUGCAUUGGAAGCCUGGAGAUGAACAUCCAAGGGUGAUGGUGAAUUCAUUAAGUCAAUCAUCCACAUACACCCAGAACUUUGCUAAACCAAUCUGCUAAGCAUUUCUUACUCAAGUUGACACCAUACUUAAAUAUCAUACAUCCAGAUGCCAUGCGAUGAGCAGCUUUCUUUUGCCCAAGCCCUUCUACCAUGCUGCCUAUCAUGCAAGGGCGGAAAUCUAUAAAAAUGUGAACCAAAAUAAACUACUACUCUUAAGUUAGAACUUCAGAGAAGACAUGGCGCCCAGAGAAGGGGAUACUAAGAGUACCAACAGAGUGCUAAGAAUAAGUCAGUUGGAUGCACUUGAACUAAACAAGGCCCUAGAGCAGCUAGUUUGGUCUCAGUUUGCUCAAUGCUUUCAUGGAUUUAAGCCAGGGCUGUUAGCUCGCUUUGAACCAGAAGUGAAAGCAUUCUUGUGGCUUUUCUUAUGGCGAUUCACCAUCUACUCCAAAAAUGCCACUGUGGGACAAUCAGUUUUGAAUAUUCAGUACAGAAACAAUUUUUCCCCAAACCCAAGAUAUCAUCCACCAAGUAAAAGUCAGAAACUCUGGUAUGCUGCAUGUACCAUUGGUGGGAGGUGGCUAGAAGAACGAUGCUAUGAUUUGUUUCGAAAUCAUCAUUUAGCAUCAUUUGGGAAAGUCAAACAAUGUGUGAAUUUCGUGUUUGGACUUUUGAAAUUAGGUGAAUUAGUUAAUUUUUUGAUUUUCCUUCAAAGAGGAAAGUUUGCAACUUUAACAGAACGUCUCCUAGGCAUUCAUUCUGUAUUUUGCACGCCUCAAAAUAUCCGUGAAGUUGGCUUUGAGUAUAUGAAUAGGGAACUCCUCUGGCAUGGUUUUGCUGAGUUUCUGAUUUUUCUCUUACCACUUAUCAAUAUCCAGAAAUUGAAAGCCAAAUUAUCUUCAUGGUGUAUCCCCCUUACUGGUGCACCAAAUAGUGACAGUACAUUAGCCACCAGGGGCAAAGAAUGUUCUCUGUGUGGAGAGUGGCCCACCAUGCCUCACACCAUAGGAUGUGAACACAUCUUUUGCUAUUACUGUGUGAAGAGUAGUUUCUUAUUUGACAUGUACUUUACUUGUCCUAAAUGUGGCACCGAGGUACAAAGUGUGCAGCCACUGAAAUCAGGAAUUGAGAUGUCAGAAGUGAAUACUCUUUAGAAACUAAAAUUGUUUCCUCUGAGGACAAAAUGUAUUUUCAAAUCCUCAAUAUUAAUCAUCCUUACAUUUAAAUGUCUUUCAUAAGGCACACACUUCUCAGCCACUAUCUUCAGUUCUUUUCUAGGCAAAAACUAAAUUCUAGUCACUGGAAAAUGUGAUUCUAAACAGAUUAUGUUAAUGUUCAUUUUUUCAAAAACUGCAUUCAAUUUUUAAUGUCAAGAAUAAUGGAAUGUUUUUUGUCAGAUGACUAUUAAGAAUCUUCCUUCAUUUUACUUCUUCAUAGAAAGCAUUUGGACUCUAAAAAUAAAGUAUUUUGGAGACUGAU